AUGCGAGCUUCUCAGACCCUCAUUGCCCUCAGUGGCGUUAUCGGCCUCGCCCAAGCAGGCCCCUGCAAGCCUCACCCUCCCGCUUCUGUCAUCUCCAGCACAGUUGUCAUCAAGAGCGCCAGCAGCACUGUAGCUAUCCCUCAGCCCACCACUACUGCUGAGACCAGCACUGUGGAGACUCCUAUUGAGACUCUCAGCACAGACGAGCCCACCUCAACCGAGAUCAAGGUCCCCACUACGACCGCUGCCGUCGAGACCAGCGCUACAUCCGCUACCACUAACGUCCCAGUCCCUACCCCCUGCGCCAUCGAGCCCGGAUGCCAAGCCGCCGGCUUCAACGUCGACUACUACAAGAACGUCUUCGAGCGCGGCUACGGUAACGACGAGAUGUCUGUUCCUCCCUCAUACUACAUCACCGAUGAUCUCACUCCCCUCGACUCCUCGGUUACAAGCGAGACGUACUUCGCCCAGGACUACAUGCAAGAUCUUGCCGGCUACGCCCAGAUCUUCCCUGAUUCCGCCUACGCUGGAAAGGCCUGGUACAUCGGCUACCACCGCACUCUCGCUGGUGGUAUCAAGGUUGACGGCAACAACUUCACCCUCGUUUACACCGGUUACUACCAGGCUCCCGAGACUGGAACCUACGAGCUCUGCGUUACUGCUGACAACGCCAACACUCUUUACUUCGGCCAGGGCAAUGCUUUCGAGUGCGGAACUGGCGAGACUGACCCCAACGCUCCUGCUCUUGUCCUCACUGCUACUGGAUAUCACUUCAACAACCCUACUCAGUGCGGCCACGUUGAUCUCAUCGCUGGACGCCACUACCCUGUUCGCAAUGUCAUGGGUAACAAGAAUGCUGUUUCCGCGUUCGAGUUCUCUGUUACUACUCCCAGUGGUACUAAGACUCACGACUUUGAGGGCCAGGCUUUCCCUGUUGCUUGCGGAAAGAAGAACUAA
Fusarium fujikuroi IMI 58289 is the source of this 957-nucleotide messenger RNA. RefSeq lists its product as uncharacterized. The transcript has 2 exons. Lineage: Eukaryota; Fungi; Ascomycota; Sordariomycetes; Hypocreales; Nectriaceae. The record is from RefSeq and is a predicted model, not a curated record. The coding region runs from base 1 to 957 and encodes 318 amino acids.